Molecule: messenger RNA, 1141 nt
Organism: Indicator indicator
Lineage: Eukaryota; Metazoa; Chordata; Aves; Piciformes; Indicatoridae
Gene: NT5C1B
Product: 5'-nucleotidase, cytosolic IB
Exons: 6
Coding region: 1-1074 (357 amino acids)
Biological process (GO): adenosine metabolic process; nucleotide metabolic process
Cellular component (GO): cytoplasm; cytosol
Molecular function (GO): 5'-nucleotidase activity; nucleotide binding; magnesium ion binding
Source: RefSeq, a predicted model, not a curated record
AUGAGCGGAUCCGGCCCCGAGGCGCCCCAGCCCAGCGACGCCGAGGAGAUCCGGCUCCAAGAGGCCGAGCAGGACUGGGCGGCGGCCAAGGCUUUCUACGACAACCUGGUUUCCAAGAGACCCCGGCCGCCCAAGCCCCAGCACGCCAUCACGGUAGCCGUCUCCUCCCGAGCCCUCUUCGAUCUGGUGGAGGAGCGGCGGAUCUACGAGGAGCAAGGGGUAGAGAAGUACGUGGAGUACCAGCAGAACAACGAGAACGUCACCCUGAAACCCGGACCGGCUUUCUACUUCGUCAAGGCCCUGGAGCAUGUCAAUGCUCGGCUUCUUGAGCUGUACCCUGACGAUGAAGAACGGUUUGAUAUUGUCCUGAUGACUAAUAACCAUGCCCAAGUGGGCGUGAGACUGAUAAACAGCAUCAAUCACUAUGGCUUAACAAUUGAACGCUUCUGUAUGACGGGAGGAAAAAGCCCUAUUGGUUACCUGACUGCGUAUCUUACCAACUUGUACCUCUCAGCAGAUUCUGAAAAAGUGCAAGAAGCGAUAGAAGCAGGCAUCGCAUCAGCUACAAUGUUCACUGCCAACAAAGAUGUUCCUUACUCGGAUACACAGUUGAGAGUGGCAUUUGAUGGGGAUGCAGUUCUCUUUUCUGAUGAAUCAGAACAGAUUGUCAAAGAGCAAGGAUUAGACAGAUUUUUUGAACAUGAACAGCUGAAUGAAAAUAAGCCUCUUGCACAGGGUCCUUUGAAAGGUUUUCUGGAAGACCUAGGGAAACUCCAGAAGAAGUUUUAUGCAAAAAAUGAACGAUUAAAUUGUCCCAUAAGGACCUUCCUGGUCACAGCCAGAAGUGCGGCGAGCUCUGGAGCCAGAGUGCUGAAGACUCUUCGUAGCUGGGGCCUGGAAAUUGAUGAGGCACUUUUCCUAGCAGGAGCUCCUAAAGGACCAAUCCUGGUGAAAAUCCGCCCUCACAUAUUCUUUGAUGACCAGAUGUUUCACGUUGAAGGAGCACAGAAAUUAGGCACCAUAGCUGCGCAUGUUCCCUAUGGCGUUGCACAAAAAUACCACAAAUCUGCGUAACAUGACAGCAUCGUUAGCAAUAAUGUUCUUAAUUCAGCCAGCCUCUAAUGUACAAUUACCUAUGUCU